Messenger RNA from Pseudophryne corroboree (corroboree frog), 2752 nucleotides. It is a transcript of the gene WBP1L, whose product is annotated as WW domain binding protein 1 like. The transcript is spliced from 4 exons. The coding region runs from base 153 to 1199 and encodes 348 amino acids. The record is from RefSeq and is a predicted model, not a curated record. NCBI's taxonomy places the organism in Eukaryota, Metazoa, Chordata, Amphibia, Anura, Myobatrachidae.
GUGGGCUGGUCCACUGUUGCCUUGUUCAGUGCAAGUACAAGUUAGGUGGCUCGGCAGCUUGCUGCUGUGUCCGGCUGCAGCAGGGUUGUUGUGUUGCAGCUGCAGCAGACACAGGAAGGACUGGAGGCAGGGACAAGAAAGGGGCAUUGGACAUGAAGAUGUCUGUCCUGCUGUCUCAGGCUGUCCCUAGCAGCACGUCUGGCAGUAUGGAGUCUCAGGAUAAAGAAACAUGCAUGGGUAUCAACAAUCAAAGCUACAUAUGUGAAACGGGUCACUGCUGUGGACAAUCUCAGUGCUGCAAUUACUACUACGAGCUAUGGUGGUUUUGGCUGGUGUGGACAAUUAUUAUUAUACUCAGUUGUUGUUGUGUAUGCCAUCACCGGCGAGCCAAACACAGACUCCAGGCACAGCAGCGGCAGCACGAGAUCAACCUCAUAGCUUACCGAGAAGCUCACAGCUAUUCUUCCGUGCCAUUUUACUUCCGCUUUUUGCCAAACUACCUGCUACCUCCCUAUGAAGAAGUGGUAAACCGACCUCCUACUCCUCCUCCUCCAUACACUGUCUUACACCAACAGUGUGUUGCAGCAUGUGCCAACUUGGUGACCUCUGACCCUGUACGAAACUCACAGCAAAGCCAAACAAAUUCUCCGGCUGCGGCAAGCUGCAGUGGAACAAGGCCUCCAAGUGUCAAUGAUUGUGAACCCUCCACUACAUGUCUAGAGAGGGUAGCGAACAAACCCAGUGGCCUCGAUUCCAGCGACCCAGCUAGUGGUGCAGAGUUGGAUGAAAUGGCAGAUCAAGUGUCCUUCUUAGACAAGGAUUCAAAAGAACUCUUAAAGGACUACAGCUCUGAAAGUUUCGAUCAGAGCGGUUUCUUUGAUGGCAAAGACAAAACGCCGGGGAGACACCGGAGGUUCACCGGUGACUCCGGCAUCGAAGUUUGCCUGUGCAGUAGAGGCCAUGAUGACUUCAAAGAAGUUGAUGGUUUAAUCGAUGACACAGGGGAAAACUUUUGUGACAGCUGUAAUUCUUGUGAUGUUCGCCCCCACAGAGAUGAAGAAGAAGGGAUUUUUGAUCAGCCUGAGGUUCCCAGAGAUCUAGAACAUCCCCCUUUACCAUGUCAGCCUUUGAGCUUGCUGAACACAAUCAAUGAGCAAGACUCUCCUAAUUCUCACAACAGCAGCAGCUCCCGUGGCUAGAGAACCAUCCGUUCCUGCAGAAGUAUAUUCAUGACUGACUCUGUACCACCUGUUUUGGUUUUUUGUUAUUCUUUUCAUUGUCCUUUUACAUUAUGAGACUCGGAAAUGCUCUACCAAAGCUGAUCAAAAGGACAAUGAAAGUCAUGUGCCCAGUGCAUCAACUAAUGCCUUGUUUUUGAUGGGGCUAUGAUACCGGUAAUUUUGGUGACGGAAUCGGACAAUAAAAAGUGGAAACCAGAGAUGAAAGCAUGUAAGGUUGAGGCUUCAGUAUGAGAUGUCUGGAUUUUAUUGGAAUCCUUUUUUGAUGAACAAUCUUUUUCUCUCCUAGUUAAAUUGCUUCUCUACAAUAGAAUAUUAUACUAGCAAACGUAAAUGUUAAGCGCCAGUGGAUGAGAGCAACUGACAAUUACCCUGAUGAGAUUGGUAAGCUUAUGAUGUUACACUCGAGAACUGGAGGAGUGUACACUGAGAAAGAAGAACCAGGUUCUUAGCCAGUAUUGUGAACAAAUAUUAAAAUCGGAGGCAGGGUGGGUGCAUCAGUGUUCUUGUAGCAGGGGUGUUUGCUUACACACACUAUUAAUUGCAAGCAAACACGUCACCCCAAUAUUUUUCCACUAAUUGGCGUUCAUAUGUUACAUGGUGGGAUAAUAAAAAUAUAUAAUUCUCACCUCAAUGGAGAAUUUAUUUGUUUUUAUAAAAAAAUUUUUUGUUUAGUAUACUUUAUAUUAUUGUGUUAUAGCCUUAAUUCAUUAUUUUUUUUUUAUUUUUUUUGGGUGGGUUGGGGGAAUUAUUCACGCAGCUGGUCUGCUCAGAACAUACUGUCCUCUGCUUUUCCUUCACCCAUUGGCGGCUGCUGUAGCACGCACAGAUUAUUGCAGGGGGUUAAAAAAUUAAGACUUGCCCCAGGCUUUUAUAUUAAGUGGACUUGGCUAAGAAUAUGCCCGGUUAAACGCCAGCUCUCUAUCCACUGUUUAACAUGAGCACAUUAACUUUUUUGGAGCAGUAUUUUUUUAUUUGUAUUUUUUUUUCCUUCAAGUAAAAUUCUAAUGCAAUUUUCACAUUGACCACUACAAAAAAAAAAAAUGUUCUUGUGGUCAUUGAUUAUGCCUAUGAGAAUGCAUGUCUACGGUAGUAUGUAUUCCAUACUGUAAGCUAAAUGGUUAUGAUGUUACUGCGAUUUUUGAGUUCGAACAUAUUGUAUUUUUUUUUCCUCUUAAAUGUUGAACAUUCCCUUGAAUGAGACAGAUGGGAAUUGUCUUUAUAACUUCUAGUAAAUUUACUAUACUCGUUGUUUAUUCAGAUUGUGACCAUUCAACAAGACGUUGAAACGUUAGGAUGCUACAAAAUUGCCUAGUGGAAAGUGCAAGACUUUUUGUUUUUGAGCAGUGACUGCUCUAUGCUUAGGGAAAGAUGUUAAUUUUACAUUUUUAAACAAAUGUGCACUUCUGAUAUUUACAGCAAAUCAUCUAUGGCAACAUGGAUCUAUAUUGACAACUUUCUUGCACUGGAUUGUCAUUUUAUUGUUUAAUUAAAGACAACUUUUGAGAAUAAAA